CACUACAUAUAUAUCAUACAAAAGCAAAAGAGAUUAGGAGAUAUCGUAGGAGGACGACAGAGUAUGAUGCAAGUUAUCAGACACAUGUAAAUAAGUAAAGUCAUGAUUAAUUUUCUGGGGACACUGAUUUAAGAAAACUUGGAUGUUAAGCCAAUUCUUACACAGGUGAAUACAAAAUCCUAAUCCAAAUAUUUUUGCCUUGACACUGUUCCAUCAAUGAUUGUGAAUACACCUCCUCCUGAUCAGGAGAGAUCUUGAAGCAGAAACAUGCUGCUGCUUCUCUGGGAUCCACUGCCUCCAGCAGAAGCAGUUUCUGGCAACCAAGAUCUCAUCACAGACAUCCUUCUACGCCUCCCUGUCAAGUCUCUUCUCCGGUUCAAAUGCGUCUCCAAGCAGUGGCUCUCUCUUAUCUCCGACCCCCGAUUCAGUCGUAAUUAUCGCAGUCUUGCAUCUGCCAGCAUCCUAUUGUGCGGAACAACCGAGCUCAUUGAUCAUGUAUCUUGCGGCAGAAGAAACUCCGAGCCGCCCUUUACUUCUCUCGGUUUCAUUGAUGACUCUGCAGGUACCAAAAUCUUGCAGUCAUGCAAUGGCUUGAUGUUGUGUUGCAGCUUUUUCAAAAUGGGAAAGAGUUGCAACUAUUACAUCUGUAAUCCUUCAACAAGGCAAUUCUUGAUGCUUCCUCCACCUAAUGCCAAAGGGUGUGAUGAAUCCACAACCACUCUUGGUGUUUAUUUAGCUUUUGAUCCUUCUAAAUCACCUCACUACCAAGUUGUUUGUGUUCGAAAUUGUUCUUCCUCGUCAGCAGCAGCAGCAAAUGAUCAUUACCAGAUUGAGAUAUACUCGUCUGAGACUCUCAGUUGGAGGCUUUCCGGGUCUCCUUUCAGUGUUCCAUUCGACAUGGUUUUUGACAACGGGGUUUUUUGGAAUGGUACAAUACAUUGGAUUAGUCCAACAGGGGCUUCACUCUGUUUUGAUAUUGUCCACGAGCAACUUGGAGAAAUGCCUAGCCUUCCAUCAAAUGAGAAAUGGAGCAAGAGGAGGUUAAGGUAUUUCGGCGAGUCUAGUGGUCAUUUGCACCUAAUUGAAAUCUAUGGCUCUGGCACCACUCAAUUCCAAGUCUUCGAGAUGAAGAAAGACUACUCUAGCUGGAUUCCCAAGUACCAAGUUGACCUCGCCGCGAUUGUCAAGGCAUUUCCAGAGAUGGUUCGGAGCUACCCUGACGCCCAUGAUUCUCGAUUUUGUCUAUUUAGUAUCCUCUUUGUGCAAGAGAAUGAAGAGGACUCAUUAUUGUUGCUGCAAAUCCCUGGUAAGUUCAUAUCUUACAAUCUUACACAUAAGACCUUCAAGGAGAUUUGUGAUUUUGGAGCAAACUCCACCAAGGCAAAUACUUCAUUACCGAUUGGUUGCUUCCAAGCUUAUCAGUUCAUAGAGACUCUGGCUUGUGUUUGAUCAUUUCAAUAUAUUUCCAUUCCCUUAUUAUUUGUUCCGUUAAUAUCCAAAAGUGCUAAAUUUGUAACUAUAUCUAUAUGUUUCUCAACUUGAUCCAGAAAGUGUAGAAUUUCUUAUCUCACAUUUUCAUUUGUA
Rosa chinensis is the source of this 1584-nucleotide messenger RNA. Its product is annotated as F-box protein At5g07610. Gene Ontology annotation, molecular function: protein binding. The record is from RefSeq and is a predicted model, not a curated record. Lineage: Eukaryota; Viridiplantae; Streptophyta; Magnoliopsida; Rosales; Rosaceae. The transcript is spliced from 2 exons.